This is a messenger RNA of Salmo salar (Atlantic salmon), 2286 nucleotides long. Its product is annotated as V-set and transmembrane domain-containing protein 2-like protein. The record is from RefSeq and is a predicted model, not a curated record. Lineage: Eukaryota; Metazoa; Chordata; Actinopteri; Salmoniformes; Salmonidae. Gene Ontology annotation, cellular component: membrane.
CCGAGGCACUCCCCUUUUUGUGUGAAGGAAAAUCUCCCUCAGUCGCAUCCAAAGCCGACCAAGCUGAAGAGACAGAUCAGCGACUUGAACUAGCGGGCGGCUGCACCAACACACCGCUUCAUAUCAGCGACCUGUGCUUUAGUCUCAAACCGUUACAACACGUUAACUGGAUUUUAUUUUGAAACUUACUACACCUAAUGUGAGAGAGUGGCAAAGAAUACUGGAAUCUCAGACAAAAGAGAUGGGAGCCUUUGGGGUGAUAGUAGGGACUUUACAUUACAUGGGACUCUACAUCCAACUUACUGCCUCCACAAGGCAAGGUGGACACGCAGAGUUAGUGAACCACAUCUCCGGGAACGCUGUGUUCACAGAGGUCCCCCAUGACAUCACAGCACAGAGUGGUCAGGACGUGGAGAUGGCGUGCUCUUUCCGGGGGGCAGGCCCCUCCUACUCCCUGGAGAUCCAGUGGUGGUACAUCAGAAACCACAGAGACUGGACAGAGAAACAGCCCUGGACCACCAAUCAGGUUGUACCCCAGGAUGAGAUGUCAAAGGAUGCUACCAAAAUAAGUGUGGUGAAGGUUGCCGGGAGCAACAUCUCCCACAAGCUUUGUCUGUCCAGCGUGAAGCCGUCUGACGAGGGCACAUACGAGUGCCGUGUGAUCGACUUCAGCGACACCGACAGCAACGCCCGCCACCACAAGGUGAGGGCCUACCUGCAGGUGGAGUCAGAGAGAAACCAGAACCCGAAGCUGCGCCAUCAUGGAGAAAACGUCCAACCCCAGGACACCAAGGGCCUGGCGAGCAGCAGGCACCAGCCGGAGCAUGGCAAACACUCGCCAGCAUCCCACCACAAACCAACAGGCACUGGCAGGGAGCUGAGGAAGAGGUCUGCUGAGACUGGCAGCGCUACUGACUGUACUGACAGCUGUCCUCUACACCUCACAGCUCACCCAUAACCUCCUCUGCCUGUUUUGGUCUGGCCUCAGCCCCACACCCCGGGUGGGUAGUUCCAGUCCCGGAGGGCCGCAGCGCAAUUUACCCAGACCUCUGAUUCAUCCACCCCUACCACUGCUCCAGACACCAAAGGGACUAUAUCUCAGUGCCACCUCAGUCCUAAAUCUCUAACCUCAGCCCUCACACUGUCCCAUCAAAAACAUCCCAAGUCCUCUCCCAGGCCAAACCCUUCUCUUUACCACAACCCUCUAGAUCAGGGGUGGGCAACUUUGAUGGAGAUGGGGGCCACAAAAAAUCUGAACUCAUCAUGAGUGGCCACAGUGUGCGCACUCACAUCCAUACCCAUUUUUCACCCUAAGCUACAUUUUGUUGGGGGGGCAAAACAUUUUAGCGUCCCCCACUCUUAACAAUGGAGAGAUUUUUUUGGUUUGUUUUAGACUUACUUUCCUGCAAUUCUACACAUUUAGCCAUUGGGCGUAGAAAAGAUUGCCAUUUUAUGCAAUUUGACUCAUUUAGCCAUGGGGUGGAGACAAAUAUUAGCAGUGUUUAAGCUAAUUUCCUGCAAUUCUACACAUUGUGUCCUGACUUAUGCCAUGUUAAUAUAUCUGAGUGAGAGUGACCUAAAAAAAAAAAAUCGGUGGGGGGGGGGGGCCAUGAUUACUACAUGUUUAGAUUGCUGGCUAGACUAAUUUACUAAUCUAAAAAUGUGUAGCUAAUUGAGUGAGUUUCAGUGACUGACAUAAGAUAACUGCUGAUGCACAACCUAACUCUCAACAGUCAAUUCCCCCGAAUGAGUUCCUAUUUAUUUAUUUCAAUAAAUUGUUUUGGGUUUGAUCUGCCAGUUGCCCAUCCCUGCUCUAGAUUGUCUACACUGUACAUGUUACUGUAUAUAAUGAUAAAAAGUGCAUGUUUAACAUGUUUUCUUACAAUCUUUUUCAAUCAUCUAAGAGGACGUAUAAGCUGGAAGGGUUACUUGUUGCUUUAUUCAUUUGGGUUUGUUUUCUGAGCAGUUCAUUCGCUGUUUCUCCAUGGUAAGACAAGGGGGGGUUCUAUGGGUUAAUAUCAGUGGGUCAUGAUUUCCAUCCAACCAGAGCUACACCAAUGUUUAUAAAGUAAAACCUGUUCAUUGUGUUUUGUGCUUUCCCAACAGAUAAUGUGGCUGUUAGAAAGACCUGAUGGAUAAUAGAAUUGUUUCUUGCUCUAAACUUUGCUUUGAUGUUUUGUAAGAAAUCAUUGUAAAAAUGUUGUACAUUUUAGAAUGUCUUCUAGGAUGUUGGUCUCGCACUAAAUUUAUGCCUUUAUCAAAUUAAAUAAAGUGUACAUGAACCUA